AUGAAAUGUACGACGGCGGGUAGGCAGUGCACCGGCUACGGCCAGCUUCUGAGAUGGAGCGACGAUGUCGUAAAUCCUGGCAAUCGGAAAUUGAGGCAACCUACAGAGGGAAGCAAAGUAGCUGGAAAGCGACCCCGAAGACAGAUCAGCCGCGUUGAGCCUGUGCUGCCAUCCACUCAAAUAUCAGAAAAGCAAGAUAAGUCUACCUUUUGGAGUGGGAGCAAGGACAUCUCGAAGAUUCAGCUCCAGCUCUCCUUACCCUUGCUGGAUCCAUCGGUCAAAGACUUUAGCCACACAGACCGGUACUAUCUGUCGCACUUCCACAAUCGCCUAUGCCAGGAUCUGGUGACUUAUGACAUCCCCAGCCACAAUCCGUAUCGGAACCUCAUCUCUCUCACUCGAGAUCACGCAUUCUUGCUUCAGGCUGUGAUAGCGAAUUCGGCGAUCCACCUUUCAAAUCUGCAUUCCAGCCCACCAUCCCUUGAAUUAUGUAGUAGUGGCGGUGGUACUGCUAAGUCGAUAACGACAGCUGCAGAUAAGGUGUCUCAACUCAGAAGAGAUGCUUUCAAUGCCGAGCAAAAGGCACUGCAGGCACUCAGGGAGGCGCCACAGCCGACCCGUGGAGUUGAGCGAGAUGUGAUUUUGAGCACAAUACUGCUGUUCAUCAAUUUCGAGCUCAUGAGCUCGGGAAAGAAUCGCUGGAAGGUGCACGUGGAAGGGGCAAGGAAAAUUAUUGCCAAUUUUCAACCCCACAAAGAAUCUGCGGAUACGGAAACAGGCAUGUUGCACGAUUAUGUAGUGGCUGACUGCCUCAUUUAUUACGUACUUGGAUCCGCCUUCUCAUCGCCGAAGCCUGACUCGGAGAGUGACAAGCAACACCUGAAGCUGAUUGAAAUGCUCGAACGGGGAGAACUGAACAGUUAUCUAUCAUGCCCAGCCGGAUUUCUUCAAAUUAUUCUUUUGGCAUCUCACUUCUCUCGACCAGUGCAAAACCCAUUGCAUAACCGUUCAGCGGGAGAUGGUGGCUUUCAACUCCAGCGGGGUCUUGAGCUGAUGAACAAAGUCAACUCAUUCGAUCUGAAUGCCUGGGCAGCUGGCGUGCAAGGACUCGCUUUACAGAACGACUACCCAAGCCGGCUGCAUGUAGCAUCUGCGCACAGAUCGGCAAUAUGCUUGUACAUCAACAGGGCGGUCGCUUCAGGUGCACUCCUCGACGAGACGGGUGUGCAAAUGCUAGUAGCAGAUACAAUCGACCACUUAUCAUACAUUCGCCCAGGAAAUCAUUUGCUAAAGAGCACAUCGUGGCCUACAUUUAUUGCAGGAAUUGAGGCGAGGGACCCAAAGCAGCAACGCUGGGCAGUAGAACACCUUUCCGCCCUUUGGGGAAUGCUUCCUUGGGGAUACAUACAUACUGCCGUGGAGAUGUUGGCAAUGACCUGGGGGUUAAACGCGGCGGAUCGUGUCAACAAAGCUGUUCGCAGGGAGAGCUGGCCUAAGCUCUUGUUCGGAAAGGAUUGGAUUGUGGUCUAA
Messenger RNA from Exophiala aquamarina CBS 119918, 1530 nucleotides. RefSeq lists its product as uncharacterized. NCBI's taxonomy places the organism in Eukaryota, Fungi, Ascomycota, Eurotiomycetes, Chaetothyriales, Herpotrichiellaceae. The transcript has 3 exons. Gene Ontology annotation, cellular component: nucleus. Gene Ontology annotation, molecular function: transcription cis-regulatory region binding; DNA-binding transcription factor activity. The record is from RefSeq and is a predicted model, not a curated record. Gene Ontology annotation, biological process: positive regulation of transcription by RNA polymerase II. Bases 1 to 1530 code for a protein of 509 amino acids.